AUGUAUAAUCGGACUUAUCCUAAUCGUAGUGGGUUGAGGGAGAAAUUUAUAGAAGGGGUUGCUGAAUUUAUGGCUAAAGCGAAAACACUUCAUGAAUUUCUCAGUGAAGGGAUGAUUAGGUGCCCUUGUGUCAAAUGCAAGUGUGCAAAGCUAUUACAGCCAGAUGUUGUUAAAAUUCAUCUUUAUAAAAAAAAGUUUAUGGAAAAUUAUUACGUGUGGACUAUUCAUGGAGAGGAUGUUGCUAGUGUUGGUGAUGUCGAUUUUCAAACUUUUUUUGGUAGUGAGGGUAGUCCAUUAGCGGAGAAUAAUUUUGAAAACUCUCGAUCUAAUGAAAUGGUUAGAGAUGCUUUUGUGAUGCACCCGAGGGCUCAGUCUGAACCAAAUGAUGAUGCUAAGCGCUUCUAUGAACAGUUAAAAGAAGCUAGUCGUCCAUUGUAUGAAGGUUCAAUGCAUUCUAAGUUGUCUGUUGUGGUUAGAUUAUUAAGUAUUAAAUCCUAUUCGAGUAUUUCUCAAGCAGGCAUGGACUCUAUCAUUGGCCUUGUGAAUGAACUUAAUAUGAAUAAAAUUGACCUACCCAAAGAUUUCUACACAGCAAAGAAAUUGGUUUCUAAGUUAGGACUUUCAUCAGAGAGGAUUGACUGUUGUGAGAAAGGCUGCAUGUUAUUCUAUAAGGAUGAUGCAUCUUUAGAAAAUUGUAAAUUUUGUAACCAACCUCGUUACAAGGAGGUCAUAAAUUCCAAAAAGAAGAAGGUUCCAGUUAAGGCAAUGCAUUACUUACUCCUUAUACCUAGGUUAAAGAGGUUAUAUGCAUUAAUGAGCUCUGCUCCUCAUAUGAGAUGGCACUAUGAAAAUAGAAGGCCACCUGGUAUUCUGUGUCAUCCGUCGGAUGGAGAAGCAUGGAAGCAUUUUGAUAGAGUAUUCCCAGAUUUUACUAAUGAACCAAGAAAUAUUAGGUUGGGUUUAUGUGCUGAUGGAUUCACUCCAUUUUCUGUCUCUGCUGAACCAUAUUCAUGUUGGCCAGUGUUUGUUACGACGUAUAAUCUUCCUCCUGAGUUAUGUAUGACAAGUCCAUAUUUGUUCCUAACUUGCAUUAUUCCAGGUCCACGCAAUCCGAAAAGAUUGAUUGAUUUAUACUUGCAACCUUUAAUUGAUGAGUUAAAGUUAUUGUGGCAUGAAGGUGUGGAAGCAUAUGAUAUAUCAACUAAACAAAACUUCAGAUUGCAUGCUGCUUUGAUGUGGACUAUAAAUGAUUUUUCUGCUUAUGGAAUAUUAUCCGGGUAG
Molecule: messenger RNA, 1281 nt
Organism: Nicotiana tabacum (common tobacco)
Lineage: Eukaryota; Viridiplantae; Streptophyta; Magnoliopsida; Solanales; Solanaceae
Source: RefSeq, a predicted model, not a curated record